This is a messenger RNA of Dissoconium aciculare CBS 342.82, 1096 nucleotides long. RefSeq lists its product as uncharacterized. The transcript has 4 exons. The record is from RefSeq and is a predicted model, not a curated record. NCBI's taxonomy places the organism in Eukaryota, Fungi, Ascomycota, Dothideomycetes, Mycosphaerellales, Dissoconiaceae. Bases 1 to 711 code for a protein of 236 amino acids.
AUGUUUGCUAAGGCCAUCCUCGUCGGCGCAUUCGCGGCCAUCGCUGCGGCGCAAUCCACUGUCCUCACCUUCACCAACGUCGCCAACCCGAUCACCGACGGCCAGCCGACUGCUCUUCUGUGGGCGACCAACGACACCGUCUCGCCGGUCACUAUCCUCCUCCGCAAGGGCCUUGCUACUAACCUCGAGACCGUCGAGGUCAUCACCACUACCGGCCGCGGCAACCAAUACAUCUGGACUCCGUGCAGCUCCCUCGAGAACGGCAAUGACUACGCUCUGCAAAUCCUGCAAGCCGGUCAACUGAACUACUUCGGCCCCUUCACCAUCCAGGGUGCCACCGGCUCCGGUAGCUGCUCUGGCUUGGUUUCUACCGCCACCGCGACCUCCUCUGCCAACAGCACCUCCAGCACUUUGACUCCUGUCGUUGGCGGCAGCAACAGCACCUCUGCCGUUAACGGCACCUCGCAGAGCAACAGCACUGCUACUACCUCCAGCCCUCUCAUCACUCCUACUCCUGCUGCGCACAACAACGGCACCCUCCGGGACAACAGCACCACGACCGCCACUCGCCCUACUACUUCUAACACUGGCGCCGCCUUCCCCACCAGCUCCACCAGCACUGCGCCAAAUGCUGGUCCCACCGCCGCCAUCGUCGGUGGUGGCUCCAUCGCCGUCCUUCUCGGCGCUGUCGCCGCCAUGGUCAUGGUCUGAGCUACUCGUCCAAGGCGAUUUCCUUCAGCGGGAGAGGCGUGGGACAGGCAGAGAACAUAUUCGAAUCUCCGUUUUACUGCAAUGUUUCUCUCGCAGUUUUUCUCGAACGGCAAUACCUUUUUAAUGAGCAUAAGGCGAUGCAGAAAAUUUGCUUAAAAUAAUACCCUUUUUCGAAUUUUGGACCAUCAUUGGAAAUCGAACCUCCUCUUACAAACUAUUUCUCUCUCACCAUGUGCCUUUCCUAUUGCUCUUUUCGGCUAAUGCGACGUCUCUUCCGCAUGGCCUCUAGCGGGAUCAGGCCCGUGAGUGAUUUUCCCGAAAAUUACUUCCUCGUCGUGUCGGGGGUUGCGAUGUGCUCGACUAUCACGUGUAUAAAUACAGCCAC